Messenger RNA from Centropristis striata (black sea bass), 3997 nucleotides. It is a transcript of the gene suz12b, whose product is annotated as SUZ12 polycomb repressive complex 2 subunit b. The transcript has 17 exons. Gene Ontology annotation, molecular function: chromatin DNA binding. NCBI's taxonomy places the organism in Eukaryota, Metazoa, Chordata, Actinopteri, Perciformes, Serranidae. Gene Ontology annotation, cellular component: nucleus; ESC/E(Z) complex. The record is from RefSeq and is a predicted model, not a curated record. Bases 299 to 2389 code for a protein of 696 amino acids.
CGUCUCCUAUUGGCUGUCAACUGACUACUGCUCUGUUGUUCAGUACAAAUUGAAGGAAACCACACCGACAAUAAAUUACAGAAAGAUAAUCAAUAAUUUGAUCCAAAAUACUCCAACCAGCUCCAACAUCAAACGCUAAUCGCGACAGUUGAAUACGGGGGGACCUCAGGCACACGGAAGUUUGUUUUCUAGUAAACCAUGCUAGCAUUGCUAGCAGACUAGCCAGCGUCUCGUCGCCUCCUCUUCAUCUUCAUGGGUUUCUGCUGCUGGUGCUGGAGGCAGCGAGGCUAACUAAUUAAUGCCAUCGGCCAGGAACUCAGGUCAUAUUAUGAGUGGGGCGAGUUGCAAAGCUAACGGCGCUGUGUACCCCGCCUCAUCAGCAAUGAUGAACUCUGUGAAAAAGCCGAAGAUGGAGCAGAUUCAGGCCGACCAUGAGCUGUUCCUACAGGCCUUUGAAAAACCAACUCAGAUAUACAGGUUCCUCCGCACAAGGAAUUUGAUUGCACCCAUAUUUUUGCACAGGACGCUUACCUUCAUGUCUCAUAGAAACGGCCGAACAAAUGCCAAAAGGAAAACAUUCAAAGUGGAUGAUAUGUUGCAGACCGUCGAGAGGAUGAAGGGAGAGCAGGAUUCUCCAAGUUUGUCUUCACAUCUACAGUUAACCUUCACUGGGUUCUUCCAUAAGGAUGAAAAGCCAUCUCAGAAUUCAGAAAAUGAACAAAAUUCCGUGUCCUUAGAGGUGCUACUUGUCAAAGUCUGCCAUAAAAAGCGCAAGGAUGUCAGCUGCCCGAUAAAGCAAGUGCCUACAGGUAAAAAGCAGGUGCCUUUGAAUCCUGACAGUAACCAAACCAAGCCUGGCUCCUACCCUUCCUUAUUGGUGUCCAGCAACGAGUUUGAGCCCAGCAACAGCCACAUGGUCAAGUCCUACUCGCUCCUGUUCAGGGUGUCACGCACAGGGAGGAGGGAUACUAAUGGUCUGGUGAAUGGAGAGGCCAACGAGAACAUUGAUGUAACGGAUACUCCAAGUAGAAAGAAGAGAAGUUCCUCCCAUAGAGAGGAGGGAGAGACCACAGAGACAUUUGUUGCACAGAUGACUGUCUUUGAUAAGAAUAGGAGAUUGCAGCUGUUGGAUGGGGAGUAUGAGGUGUCGAUGCAGGGGAUGGAGGACAGCCCUGUCAGCAAGAAGCGAGCGACGUGGGAAACCAUUCUUGAUGGAAAAGUAGGGCGGAGACUGCCACCAUUUGAGACAUUUUCUCAGGGACCCACAUUGCAGUUCAUGCUGCGUUGGACAGGCGACGCGAGCGGAAAAUCCACUGCCCCCGUGGCAAAACCCCUUGCCACACGUAACUCCGACAGCUCCAGCCCCAUGGAGACAAGAACCAGCAAUCACCGAGCUGCCCUCAUGACAGUGAAAGAGUCAGUGAGCACAGACAUUCAGACGAGGAAAGAGCAGGUCCUGUGUGAGCCGCGGCAGAAGCUACGUAUAUUUUAUCAGUUCUUGUACAAUAAUAACACGCGGCAGCAAACAGAGGCAAGAGAUGAUCUUCACUGUCCCUGGUGUACCCUGAACUGCAGCAAACUCUACAGCCUGCUCAAACACCUCAAACUCUCCCACUCGCGCUUCAUCUUCAACUAUGUGCCUCACCCCAAAGGAGCAAGGAUAGAUGUGUCCAUCAAUGAGUGCUAUGACGGUUCGUACGUUGGCAACCCUCAGGACAUCCACAGCCAGCCUGGCUUCGCAUUCAGCCGCAAUGGCCCGGUGAAGAGGACUGCUGUGACUCACAUACUGGUUUGCAGGCCCAAGAGGACCAAACCGAGUCUGUCAGAGUUCCUGGAGUCUGAGGACGGAGAGCUGGAGCAGCAGAGGACCUACGUCAGUGGACACAACCGCCUCUACUUCCACAGUGACAGCUGCAUGCCCCUGCGGCCCCAGGAGAUGGAGGAGGACAGUGAGGACGAGAGAGACCCAGAGUGGCUCAGAGAGAAGACCGCCACGCAACUGGAUGAGUUCACAGAUGUCAAUGAGGGGGAAAAGGAAGUGAUGAAGCUGUGGAACCUGCAUGUCAUGAAGUAUGGUUUCAUAGCAGACAACCAGAUGAAUCAGGCCAUCAUGCUUUUCGCGGAGAACACUGGUGCUCAUAUCAUCCGCCGCAACCUCUGCCGCAACUUCCUUCUGCAUCUAGUCAGCAUGCAUGACUUCAACCUGGUGAGCACAGCCACCAUCGACAGUGCCAUGGCCCGCCUGCGGCAGAUCCAAGAAGAGCUUCCGGACACUGAGGAGGAGCAGCAGGAUCAGACUCUGGUAUCAGCAGGAGCCUGCAACGGCAACGCCGUCACCUCCUCUGGAGGGAAACAGGGCAAGAGGACAAAAAGCGCACUGACGGACUGAUGUAGGAUGGAUGGAUGGAACAACGAUUGUCGUGUUUUUUUUUUGUUGUUUUUUUAUGUAUUUUGUUUUUGUUCUUCAAUGAACAUUACCAACCCUUUGGUGCUUAGAUAGGUGGGAGAACUGGUCAGCGGAGGACCUGACCUGAAGCAGACCAGUAUACAAGGUAAACAAGUUUUUGGAACUUGAGAACUGAACCAAAUAUGAACAAUAUAAAAGUGAAUCACCCACAUCUUUACAAACCAGGAAUUUGAAGACUGGAAGAUGUAAGUUGAACCUACUUAAUAUGCAUUUUGUAGGCGCCACUGAAGUAUCUGUCUUUGGGUGAGAGUGAACAAACUGAGAGGCGUCUGGCAUGGCACGACUGCCUCUGGUACGUCCACGUUAAAGACGACUGUAUCAAGACUACAGUUAAACUGUACUGGUGGUAACAUUGUCACUCUUGAUUAUUUGUACACAUACACAAUAACCUUGUUGAGAACUUAUCCUUUUAGCUGAUUAUUUUAGCACUUGGUGUUUGUAUUUAGAAAGCUUACCUUGAAAAUGUUUUUUUUUUUGUUUUUUUUUGUUUUUCAAUUCAUGCUGCGCCAAAUGUUAAAUGCAGCUUUUCCACUGUCACCAGUGGAGAAACUUUAGUGGGUUUGAUUUCACUGUUGUGAAUGACAUUUAAUUUGAAGGGUCAUACAGUUACAGUACAAAUCAACACUAUUUGGCAUCAAUGUCUAGAGUAUAUAAAGCUUGUAAGGCUUGUGUUAGGACCCCAAAGUGGAUUGUGGGUUUUGCUGGUAGGUUGCCAUGAUAAUAGUGAUAUACUGUAAUCCAUGGAUCCAGGACACAGAAUAAAUUCAGAUUUGGGUCCAUAAUAAAACUCCCACUUCAUCUCUCCUAAACCUUUUGGCCUGCAUAAAUACUAGCUCAAGGAAAGCCAGGGAAAUCAACUUUUCACAACAUUCUCUUUUUCCUCAGAUUUACUGAAACAACCAGCAGCACAUCACCCCACGUAUCAUGCAACAUGCAUUCAAUAUGUAAAACUCAACCCCCUGUAGUUUUUCUUCACUUUGAGGUUUGAUCCUUCUGCAGUCAUGUUAUUCAUGUUUUUUUUCAACAUGUGUAUCAGUAACAGACUGACAGAAAUGUAUUUACAUGUAAUCAUGUUUAGCUGUGCCCCGUUUUGAAUCCAAUAAUUAAGAUUGCAGUUCCUCUCUCAAAGCAAUAUGCUGUUUAUUGAAUGGUUGGUUUUCAGGUCCAAGUCAGUUUUCUGUCCUGUUAGGUGCAGUUUAUGCCAAAGGGGGAUAUUUUCAUCAGUCUCUUAGUUCUGUAUAUUAUUUAGAAUAUGUUCUUUUUGUUCCUUCCAUAACUCCUUUUUUAAAGCAGCAGUAGUUGUGUUUUGUAAUGUGCACAUUAAUCGGUGAUCAUCAUCGGACUUCCCUUGUGGACAACCAAAUUAACUAUUUUUCCUCCCUCCGCUACUCAUGGAAGGUUUCUGUUUUCAUCUGGAAAAAGGGAGACGUGUUCAUCAUUACUGUCACAACACCCUGUUAAAAAUUGUGAACUGUACACUCUGGCUAGGGGGAUUUUUAUAUUUAAAGAAAUAAAAUACAUUUGACCUUA